AAUGCGAGAGCGAAGGGGAAAGGGAUAAGGAAAAACAGCUUUGAGAAAUGGCUUCAAUUUCCAUCUCCGCCGUGGCUUCGUCGACGUCUUGGCUCUCUCCGGGGACCGGAAAGUUCACUAGGGUUUGUGUUCCCUCCGCUUCACUGUCUCUUUGCUCGGGCUCGAGACGGAGCUCUUUCUCUCUCGCCGCCUCCGCCUCCGCUCGUUCUUCUUCUCCGUUGCUCCACUCCUCUUUCCUCCCUUCUUCUCUCUCCCUAUCUUCUUCAUUUUCAGGGUUAUCCAUAGAAUUCAAUCUGAACCUGUGUACGAGGGGGCUGAAUGACCGGAGACGCAAGGGACUAGUGGUGAGAGCCGGAAAGUAUACUCUGUGUCAGACGAAGAGAAACCGAUCGAGAAAGUCUUUGGCCCGGACUCAUGGCUUCCGCAGGAGGAUGAGAACCACUAGCGGCAGAGCCACUCUGAAACGUCGACGUGCCAAGGGACGAUGGGAUCUCUGCCCGAAGUCGAACCCUAGCAGCGGGAAAAGGGCGUAAAAGCUUUGCUUCCUCUCUCUCUCUCUGCAAUCUCUCUGUAACGUUUUCGGGUUUUUUUUUAUAGCUUUUCCUCAUCAGAAGAUACAUUGGGAACUCAGUUGGAUGAAAGCUAAGCUCUUCUUGUUCUUCCCUUUGACUAUGUCUUGGAUUCUUUAUGGUUAUGAAUGGUUUUGGCAAAAUCUA
Molecule: messenger RNA, 716 nt
Organism: Tarenaya hassleriana
Lineage: Eukaryota; Viridiplantae; Streptophyta; Magnoliopsida; Brassicales; Cleomaceae
Product: 50S ribosomal protein L34, chloroplastic
Exons: 2
Coding region: 48-533 (161 amino acids)
Biological process (GO): translation
Cellular component (GO): ribosome; mitochondrial large ribosomal subunit
Molecular function (GO): structural constituent of ribosome
Source: RefSeq, a predicted model, not a curated record